This is a messenger RNA of Hypoxylon trugodes, 972 nucleotides long. RefSeq lists its product as uncharacterized. Bases 146 to 835 code for a protein of 229 amino acids. The transcript has 4 exons. Lineage: Eukaryota; Fungi; Ascomycota; Sordariomycetes; Xylariales; Hypoxylaceae. The record is from RefSeq and is a predicted model, not a curated record.
GGUAUCCCCAAUCCUCUUCCUUCAAACUUCCAUCUUACUUACGUUUUGCUAUGUAUGAGAGAAAUGCAUCAUAAUUAUCGGCUUGCCUAAUGUUCCGAAUGUCUAGCCUGCCAAAUGGCUAGUUUUCGUCGCCCGAAGAAAAAAUAUGUCGGAACCGCCGUCGGGCUUCGGCCUCCCUCUUUACGAGGCUAGCAGCCCUAAUCUAGACAUAGUCGCUGUUCAUGGUAUUGGUGCCGACCGUGAUUGGACCUGGAGUCUUCAUGGGACAAACUGGCUUGGCGCCCCAGACAUGCUCCCUCAUGACUUCCCGAAUGCCCGAAUCAUGGCAUAUGGAUAUGCCUCAAACUGGCUCGGAAAGGAAGCUAUGUCAACUAGCCUUGAAGCAGUUGCCGGUCGGUUUCUUAGCCUCGUCCAUGAGUUGAGAAAAGACUGCCAGGGUCGAAAUAUAAUGUUCAUUGCGCACUGUUUUGGUGGCAUCGUUAUCGAAAAAACCAUACUCAAAGCCCUUGCUAAUGACAGCGCUCAAGAUCGGACCCUAUUGGCCCAUAUCUCCGGUCUUGUUUUUAUUGGCACACCUCAUAGAGGCUCUACCUCGGCUGGGCUCGCGAACAUUGUCGCUGCCAUCGCCGCGUUCCUAAAUUGUGGCCAUAAGUCGUCGAUAUUAAAGACGGCUAAUAGAGACUCUCAGAUGUUGACGGACACCGUCAGAGAAUUCGCCAAGAAAGCUCUCCGACUAAAUCUACGAAUCCAUUGCUUUUACGAGGAAAAGGAAACGGAUAUUGGUCCCGUGGUUCGAAGUUUCAUCCCCGCCACCUAUAAAGUAAGGAAGAAAUAAGUAAAAUCCCACACGAUAACCCUUUUCUGACUGCUACGAAGACAAUGCUCGUCGAUAGGGAUUCGGCUUGCCUCCAGGGUCAUGGCGAGACUGCACUAACCCUGGACCAUUUUAAGCUAAAUAAGUUCAAUUCCCCC